This is a messenger RNA of Esox lucius (northern pike), 2373 nucleotides long. RefSeq lists its product as uncharacterized. The transcript is spliced from 2 exons. The record is from RefSeq and is a predicted model, not a curated record. Bases 46 to 1668 code for a protein of 540 amino acids. NCBI's taxonomy places the organism in Eukaryota, Metazoa, Chordata, Actinopteri, Esociformes, Esocidae.
GUUUUCCAGUUGUCUUGGUGGUUGACGUUUUUUUCUGUUGUCUUAAUGGUUGAGGGUUUUACAGUUGUUGGUUUUUCAGUUGUCUUCAGUGUUGUGGGUUGUGCAGAUGUAGGUUUUCCAGUUGUCUUGGUGGUUGAUGUUUUUUCUGUUUUCUUAAUGGUUGAGGGUAGUACAGUUGUUGGUUUUUCAGUUGUCUUCAAGGUUGUGGGCUGUACAGUUGUGGGUUUUGCAGAUGUUGGUUUUCCAGUUGUCUUGGUGGUUGACGUUUUUUCUGUUGUCUUAAUGGUUGAGGGUUUUACAGUUGUUGGUUUUCCAGUUGUCUUGGUGGUUGACGUUUUUUUUGUUGUCUUAGUGGUUGAGGGUUUUACAGUUGUUGGUUUUUCAGUUGUCUUCAAGGUUGUGGGCUGUACAGUUGUGGGUUUUGCAGAUGUUGGUUUUCCAGUUGUCUUGGUGGUUGACGUUUUUUCUGUUGUCUUAAUGGUUGAGGGUUUUACAGUUGUUGGUUUUCCAGUUGUCUUGGUGGUUGACGUUUUUUUUGUUGUCUUAGUGGUUGAGGGUAGUACAGUUGUUGGUUUUUCAGUUGUCUUCAAGGUUGUGGGCUGUACAGUUGUGGGUUUUGCAGAUGUUGGUUUUCCAGUUGUCUUGGUGGUUGACGUUUUUUCUGUUGUCUUAAUGGUUGAGGGUUGUGCAGAUGUAGGUUUUCCAGUUGUCUUGGUGGUUGACAUUUUUUUUGUUGUCUUAGUGGUUGAGGGUAGUACAGUUGUUGGUUUUUCAGUUGUCUUCAAGGUUGUGGGCUGUACAGUUGUGGGUUUUGCAGAUGUUGGUUUUCCAGUUGUCUUGGUGGUUGACGUUUUUUCUGUUGUCUUAAUGGUUGAGGGUUUUACAGUUGUUGGUUUUUCAGUUGUCUUCAAGGUUGUGGGCUGUACAGUUGUGGGUUUUGCAGAUGUUGGUUUUCCAGUUGUCUUGGUGGUUGACGUUUUUUCUGUUGUCUUAAUGGUUGAGGGUUGUACAGUUGUUGGUUUUCCAGUUGUCUUGGUAGUUGAUGUUUUUUCUGUUGUCUUAAUGGUUGAGGGUUUUACAGUUGUUGGUUUUUCAGUUGUCUUCAGUGUUGUGGGUUGUGCAGAUGUAGGUUUUCCAGUUGUCUUGGUGGUUGAUGUUUUUUCUGUUGUCUUAAUGGUUGAGGGUUUUACAGUUGUUGGUUUUUCAGUUGUCUUCAGUGUUGUGGGUUGUGCAGAUGUAGGUUUUCCAGUUGUCUUGGUGGUUGAUGUUUUUUCUGUUGUCUUAAUGGUUGAGGGUUUUACAGUUGUUGGUUUUUCAGUUGUCUUCAGUGUUGUGGGUUGUGCAGAUGUUGGUUUUCCAGUUGUCUUGGUGGUUGACGUUUUUUCUGUUGUCUUAAUGGUUGAGGGUUUUACAGUUGUUGGUUUUCCAGUUGUCUUGGUGGUUGAUGUUUUUUCUGUUUUCUUAAUGGUUGAGGGUAGUACAGUUGUUGGUUUUUCAGUUGUCUUCAAGGUUGUGGGCUGUACAGUUGUGGGUUUUGCAGAUGUUGGUUUUCCAGUUGUCUUGGUGGUUGACGUUUUUUCUGUUGUCUUAAUGGUUGAGGGUUUUACAGUUGUUGGUUUUCCAGUUGUCUUGGUGGUUGACGUUUUUUUUUGUUGUCUUAGUGGUUGAGGGUUUUACAGUUGUUGGUUUUUCAGUUGUCUUCAAGGUUGUGGGCUGUACAGUUGUGGGUUUUGCAGAUGUUGGUUUUCCAGUUGUCUUGGUGGUUGACGUUUUUUCUGUUGUCUUAAUGGUUGAGGGUUUUACAGUUGUUGGUUUUCCAGUUGUCUUGGUGGUUGACGUUUUUUUUGUUGUCUUAGUGGUUGAGGGUAGUACAGUUGUUGGUUUUUCAGUUGUCUUCAAGGUUGUGGGCUGUACAGUUGUGGGUUUUGCAGAUGUUGGUUUUCCAGUUGUCUUGGUGGUUGACGUUUUUUCUGUUGUCUUAAUGGUUGAGGGUUUUACAGUUGUUGGUUUUUCAGUUGUCUUCAAGGUUGUGGGCUGUACAGUUGUGGGUUUUGCAGAUGUUGGUUUUCCAGUUGUCUUGGUGGUUGACGUUUUUUCUGUUGUCUUAAUGGUUGAGGGUUUUACAGUUGUUGGUUUUCCAGUUGUCUUGGUGGUUGACGUUUUUUUUGUUGUCUUAGUGGUUGAGGGUUUUACAGUUGUUGGUUUUUCAGUUAUCUUCAAGGUUGUGGGCUGUACAGUUGUGGGUUUUGCAGAUGUUGGUUUUCCAGUUGUCUUGGUGGUUGACGUUUUUUCUGUUGUCUUAAUGGUUGAGGGUUGUACAGUUGUUGGUUUUCCAGUUGUCUUGGUGGUUGAUGUUUUUUCUGUUCUCUUAAU